Messenger RNA from Aspergillus nidulans FGSC A4, 210 nucleotides. RefSeq lists its product as uncharacterized. The record is from RefSeq and is a predicted model, not a curated record. The transcript is spliced from 2 exons. NCBI's taxonomy places the organism in Eukaryota, Fungi, Ascomycota, Eurotiomycetes, Eurotiales, Aspergillaceae. Bases 1 to 210 code for a protein of 69 amino acids.
AUGGAUCACCAGGCUCUUUGCAGCAAAUUUAUUAUCAAUGGCAACUGUAAUGGGCUAGGAUGUACUUCUGCAGUCAUCAUUAAUCCCAAUUUUGGUCACUUCGCACUGUACCAGGCACUUGCAUAUCUGACAUCGCUAUUUGAGCCUGUUGGAGAUUUCCCUGCCCCGGUCUCGAUUGAACCGUACCUGGACCUGUCACCUAGCGCUUAG